UCUGUUCAGAGGAAGGCGCUGUGGGGGGCGGGACCGAGCCGUGGGUGCACCCCCCCCCAUACUGGACGGCCAGCGUCAGGGUUCUGCGCAUGGAGCAGCGAGCUGGCACAGCGCGACAGGAACCCAAGGCAGGGGCCGCCCUCGGGAAGUCCUGGGCGCGCCCCGAGCCUCUGGGACCCGCCCCGGCCGCGCGCGCUCCCGCCUCCCCGCGCCCCGCAGUGGUGGCGACAUGGUGGUGCUGAAGGGCGUCCCCGCGCUGCUGUCCCCGGAGCUGCUCUACGCCCUGGCGCGGAUGGGCCACGGAGACGAGAUCGUCCUCGCGGAUGCGAACUUCCCCACCUCCGCCAUCUGCCAGUGCGGCCCCGCGGAGAUCCGCGCCGACGGCCUGGGCAUCCCGCGGCUCCUGGAAGCUGUGCUGAAGCUGCUGCCCUUGGACACCUACGUGGAGAGUCCGGCUGCCGUCAUGGAGCUGGUGGCCAGCGACAGGGCGAGGGGCCUGCAGACCCCGGUGUGGAAAGACUACGAGGCUCUCCUCGCCAGGGCGGACUGCACGAAAACCCUAGAGAAGAUAGAACGGUUUGCAUUUUAUGAGCGGGCGAAAAAGGCUUUCGCGGUUGUAGCAACUGGGGAAACCGCCCUGUACGGAAACCUCAUCCUGAAGAAGGGGGUGCUUGCGCCCGACACCCCACAGUAGUCCUGGGUGAAGACUGUCUGUAGCCCCACGAGGAAUGGAGGAGCCCUGAACCCAGCACACCGCACCCCAACAGUCCUGCCAGCCCUGGGCCCUCCACCAGCCCACAGCAGCCAGAGCCGGGCCCAGCCAGGCUGCAGGGGCGGGCGCCACUCAGGGUCCUGCUCACCAGCUGGGGCUCCCCCCGACCCCCAGGUGUAUAAAAAUGAUGCAAUGUCUGUCGAUUUGUCGCCACAGUCUAAAGCACUUAAACAAUGCUUCCUUCUUACUCAAA
Molecule: messenger RNA, 965 nt
Organism: Choloepus didactylus (southern two-toed sloth)
Lineage: Eukaryota; Metazoa; Chordata; Mammalia; Pilosa; Megalonychidae
Gene: FUOM
Product: fucose mutarotase
Exons: 7
Coding region: 230-694 (154 amino acids)
Biological process (GO): fucose metabolic process
Molecular function (GO): racemase and epimerase activity, acting on carbohydrates and derivatives; fucose binding
Source: RefSeq, a predicted model, not a curated record